This is a messenger RNA of Aspergillus terreus NIH2624, 2706 nucleotides long. RefSeq names its product putative monooxygenase. Gene Ontology annotation, molecular function: monooxygenase activity; FAD binding. The coding region runs from base 1 to 2706 and encodes 901 amino acids. The transcript is spliced from 3 exons. The record is from RefSeq and is a predicted model, not a curated record. NCBI's taxonomy places the organism in Eukaryota, Fungi, Ascomycota, Eurotiomycetes, Eurotiales, Aspergillaceae. Gene Ontology annotation, biological process: secondary metabolite biosynthetic process.
AUGAAGGCCUCUGUCCUGACUGCCCUUGCCUGGGCUGCGUGCACGGCGGCAAGCCCUGUCUUUGCCCAGAGCACUCAUCUGCAAUGUACCUGCCAGCCAGAGGAGCCCCAGCCUGGCAGCUCGGUGCCUGUGAGCCCUGCUCCUGCUCCUGCGCCCGAGCCGGCCCCGUCUGCUCCCUCUGAGCCCGCCCCGAAGCCCGAGCCGCCUGUUCCUUCUGUUCCCGGGGGACCCGCUGCUCCUCCCACUACGGCUCCCUCUGUUCCCUCUGCUCCCGCUGGUCCCAGCGGACCGUCAGUGACCGCUCCCGUCCCGGAACCUCCGGUCUCUGUUCCUUCCAGCAUCUCCGUGACGGUCCCCUCGGUGACCCCGGCUCCCAACCCGGAGCCUGUUCCCAGCGUCGUGCCCUCCGUCUCCAUCCCCGCUCCUCCUACCAGCACCCCCAGCACUCCCGAUGAGGGCAACUGCGACGACCACGGCUGCCACGGCACCGGCCAUCUCCUGCAGGAUGAGGCGCCCAAGCUCGGCGAGCUCCUGACCGUGAUUGGCGAGCACUCCGAGGCGCUCGGGGUCAAGCUCGGCCCCAGCGUCGGCAAGCUCGUCUCCAGCCUGGGCCUCCCCGGUGGCCCCAUCGGCGAUGUCGUGAAGAGCGGCGGCUCGAUCGGCGAGCUCCUCGCAGACCUGGGCGAGCCGACCGAGCUCCUCGUGCACACCACCGGCAAGGACGGCGGCAACUCGCUCAUCAAGCUCGGCCCCUCGGUGGAGGGCCUGCUCAAGGCGCUGGGCCAGGACAACAUUGCGCAGCCGGUCGGCAGCAUCGUCAGCAAGCUGGGCAGCCACCUGAAGAAGCGCACCGACGGCCUGGUCGAGGACGUCGCGCCGAUCGUGCGGUGCAUUCUUGAGAUCGCCGGCGAGGACACCAAGAUGUCGCUGGUGGAGCUGAGCGAGCCGGUGGCGGGUCUCGUUGCGGGUCUCGGUCUCACGGAGGCGGCUGGCCCAGUCGGCGAAAUCGUCAAGACGGUGGCCAGUGUGGGAGAUCUCCUCGUGGAGAUUGCGCCCAUUGUGGAAUGCAUCCUGAUCAUCCUGGGCGAGGACGGCUCCAUGACCCUGGUCGAUCUGUCGCCGGAGGUGGCGGGGCUGCUGGGGGACGCUGCGGGCGAGAUUGUCAAGACGAAACGAUACCUCGGGCCAACAGACUCGCCCCACGGGGCACACUGCCGAUGUGGAGAGAGCAGGUCCUUUGCUUCUGUAUGGCGUCUUCGAGAUUGUGGGAGUCGUGGGGAUCCUCUGGCUAAUUCUUCAUCCGGAUGCAUUUAUAUCACUGCUGUCCACGUCUGUCGCAUUCCUCCUCUGCCCAUCACUGUCGCAUACACUCUCACCGUCGCAAUGCCCCCGCAAGACCUCCACAUCGCCGUCCUCGGCGCCGGCAUGGGCGGCUUAACCUGUGCUCUCGCCCUGGCCGAGCAGGGCUUCCGCCAUAUCGACGUCUAUGAGACUGCCGCUGACCUGGGGUUCGUCGGCGCAGGCAUCCAGCUGGCGCCCAACAUGGCGCGCGUGCUGGACCGGCUGGGCGUGUGGAAGCCGAUCGAGGCGGAGGCUGUCAACAUCACCGAGACCAGCGUGCGAGUCGGCGCAUCCGACACCGAACUCGCGCACGUCCCGCUCGAAUACAUCGAGCGCACCUACGGAUACCCGCACAUGGUCGGUCACCGGUCGUCGCUGGCCAACGGGCUAUACCAGGGCUGCCUGCGACACCCAGACAAGAUCCGCUUCCACUUUUCCACCGCCGCCGAGAACGUGCAGUUUGAGCCGCGGCCGCGGUUCACGGCCGUGCCGCGCGACGCCAGCCAGCGCCCCUACACCGUGGAGGCGGACGUGCUCCUCGGCGCAGACGGCAUCAAGAGCGCAACGCGCGUGGCCAUGCUCGCGACGCUGGGCAUCGUCGCCGGCGUGCAGGACACGCACCAGGCGGCGUACCGCAUCAUGAUCCACCGGGACCAGAUCCGCGACGACCCGGAGCUGCUGGCGCUGAUGGACAGCAACCGGGUGACGCGCUGGAUCGGCGAAAAGCGCCACAUCAUCGCCUACCCGGUCUCCAACAACACAAUCUACAACCUCUCCACCACCCAGCCCGACUCCAAUUUCGCCGCCGCCACCAACGCCACCUACACCACGCGCGGCUCCAAGGCCGCCAUGCUCGGCGUCUUUACCGACUUCUGCCCCAUGGUGCAGCGUCUGCUGAACUUCGUGCCUGAAGGCGAGGUCUGCGAGUGGAAGCUGCGCGUGCACGAGCCGCUGCCCACCUGGGUGCAUGGCUCUGUUGCGCUCGUCGGCGACGCCUGCCACCCGACCCUGCCGCAUCUGGCGCAGGGCGCCGCGCAGGCGAUCGAGGACGGCGCCGUGAUCGCUGUCGCGCUGGCCAGGCUGCCCGAUACGACGCCCGCGUCGAUCCACAAGGCGCUCAAGGUGUAUGAACGGGUGCGCAAGGACCGUGCGUAUGCGCUCGUCGAGAUGGCGGCGGCGUCGGGGCGCGCGCUGCAUCUCGGCGAUGGCGCGGCCAAGGAGGAGCGCGAUAAGCAGUUUGCGGCGCUGCGCCAGGGCAAGGGGCCUGUGCCGGAUAAGUGGGCGGAUGCCGAUGUGCAGCGCGAGAUUUAUGGGUUUGACUGUACGAAGGUGACGGAGGAGGUGUUUGACGAGUACUUUGCGUAA